Molecule: messenger RNA, 1542 nt
Organism: Pieris brassicae (large cabbage white)
Lineage: Eukaryota; Metazoa; Arthropoda; Insecta; Lepidoptera; Pieridae
Gene: Fibp
Product: acidic fibroblast growth factor intracellular-binding protein
Exons: 7
Coding region: 238-1389 (383 amino acids)
Cellular component (GO): nucleus
Source: RefSeq, a predicted model, not a curated record
UUAGCUGGCUCUAAAAAAAUAGGACUUCCAUAAUCCACAGUAGCACUGUAUACUUAAAAAAAUAAAUAAACAUUGUUUAAUACAAAUAUUACUAGUCAAUAGUAAUAAGAAAAUAACAUUGAUCAUAGUGUAUAUAUGCUUGAAAUAAAUAUUAUCCAAGAUUUUAUAACUAUAUUUCAAAAUCGUACCAUGCUGAAUGCAAUUUGUAAAUAAAGUAUAAUAUAAGUAAAUAUUGCAAUGUAUACAGAAGUAGAUGUUUUUGUCUCGAAUUACACACUGAUAGACCCAGAAAUUUACCAAUUAUGGAUUGAAGGCUGUUCCUCAAGCGAAGCAGUGUCAACUUUACACCAAAGAGCAGUAACCAAGCAAACUGGGGCCACUGUAGAGUUGAUAGCAAGUGAUGUCCUUGAUCAUUAUCGGACAUUUGCCCUGUUGGAGCGUCUGCUGACCGUUCCGGCUAAGCUAUCGGAACAGAUGAUCUUUCAGCUCGAUGAGCCCACCAAGCAGAUGCUUAUAGAGAAAUAUUACGAGUUGGACGACGCAGUGAUCCGGGAGCUGGUCGGCCGUAAGCUGUCGUCUCGCCACCGCAAGGACCUGGACGAGGUGUCGGAGCGUUCGGGGGCGCCCCUGCGCUGCUGCCGGCGCCAGUUCGACAACGUUAGGCGCGUCUUCAAGGCCGUGGAGGAGAUGCCGGGCUCCGUGGUGGCUAACGUGCGAGCCACUUUCCUGCUCUCCGAGCGUCUCGCCGCCAAGUACGGCGCCGUGGUCUUCCUGGCCUGCAUGCGCUUCGAUACGGCCAAACGUAAGCUGCAGUACCUGUCGUUUUCGGAGCUGGCCGGGUGUGCGCGAUCGGUCCAGGCGGGCUGGACCUACGGCUGCUCGGGCCCGGAGUACUACGACACCGAGAUGGACCGCGAGUUCCUGCUCGAGCUGAGGGAGCUUCGAGUGCUGCUCGACAAGGAAAAGGAGCAUAAGCAGUGCGUCCUCGUAUCGUCCCGUAUCGAAUGUCGUCCUCUUCUCGUCGCUCAAAAUAAAAUUAUCGCUUUUCGUUUCAGCCUGGUGUGCAUGCGUCUCAAGCCCAAGCUCCUGGAGAAGUCUUAUCAAGAGUUGGAGCUCAACUUCAGGGUUUACACGCGCGCCUUGGUGGGAGUGGCCUGUAAUCUGCAUCGGGCGAGAGAACUGCGCUCUCUGUUCAUCGAUCUGUUGGAGAGAUGCAUCGAGCCUCUGCGCGCGGGGGGAUGGCCGAAGUCCGACCUGUCUCAGUUCCUCGCCGCCUACGAGCAGUGCGCGCUUCAGAUGGACGUAUUACGGGAGGCGGAUCUGAAGUCCGUGUGGGAGCGAUACAUGCGCGUCAUCAGCCAAUGUCUGCUCACGAUGUACCACUCGUAGCUGCGCAAGUUUGCAUCGCGGAAUUCAAUUAUAUAUUUAUGUAUGUAUUAAAAAGAACUUUAGACCGUGGAAUUGUCUUUAGUGAAUUAAAAUGAAUUUCUUGAAUGGACUCGUAAAUAAAGCAACUAUUAAAGAAAUGCUCUUUUCAUUACC